Moneuplotes crassus is the source of this 2272-nucleotide messenger RNA. Lineage: Eukaryota; Ciliophora; Spirotrichea; Euplotida; Euplotidae. The record is from the annotation of a GenBank genome assembly.
CAUUGAAACUGUCUUUAGCUAUAAAUAUGGAGUCGAUUCAUGGCUCUAUUGCUUUAAAAAUCUCAAAUAAACAAGCUGAACCUUAUCUGCCUUUGGUUACUUCAUUUCUUGAGUUGAAUAGUUAAGUUUGUCUAUUUGAAGAAUCAUAAUUCAUAUUAAAAGUUUUAAUAUUCUUGAACAAAAUCAUUUUUAUUUUUCAGAAUUCAUAGUAAACGGCUUCUUAUAUUUCUGAGUUUAGCUCAGAAUAAAGUAAAGAAUCCUCUGGGAAUUUCAGUCUUUGUCUAAAAUUAAUCUGAAGUGGCUAAAUUCAAUUUAAAGCUAAAAUCUCAGUAAAUCAAAUUGAUCUUGAGAAAGCUCAACGAUGCUAUUCCACAUAUUUCUCAAAAUUUUAGUGCUUUGAGGUCCUUAUCAACCCUCUAAACUAAAGCUACAGAUACAAUGUUUCCUGUGAAAAUAUCACUCUUAUAAGAAGAACCCAAAGCAAGCCCUACUUCUCUUUAACCUAAAUUUCCUGGACCAAAAACGAAAAUUUUUGAUGACCAAGUUCAAAACAUGGGCUCACCAUUUUAUACAUUAAAUUAAAACAAGUACUUAUCUAUAACCCUGAAGUAAGCUUUCAACGAUCAUUUAUCCGACUAAGCCCACAUUUUUCAGCAUAUCUCUCCUUCUCCACCCAAAAACAAUGCUAAGUCAGCCAUUGUGCUAAAAUAACGCCCUUCUCCAUAUUAUAGGUUUCAAAUUAUUUUUAAUAAAACUUAUGAAAUCGCAUAAAAGUUAUUGCGAACUCAAGGCGAGCUAGACGAGGUCUCACUCAAAGCAUCCGUAUUAAAAUUUGUUUGAGAGUUAUUGAAAGAUACUCCCUUUGAUAUGGGCUCUGACAGUGGAUAGAGAGGGUCACCGAUUUUACCACGGAAAGUAUAGUGACUAUAUAAAACUCCACCAUGAUUAAGCCCUAGUGUUACUUAAUUGGAGAAGCUGAAAUUUUGAAGAUUUCAACCAGGUUUUAUAAUCAACUAUGUGGACUGCGUAUGGAGAGUUACACUCUCAGUAUCCUUUUUGUUCUCCUGAUAAUCUGGACCUCAUAAGCCCUGGUUUUAACAUACCAGUAAGAUUGGAAAGCCAUGCUUAGUAAAAGAGUCUAAAUUUUACGCAAAAUAUUGAGCUUGCUUUAAACUUUCAUGCAAUUUAUCUCACAAUCAGUUGAGAAAAUGUAUACAAACUCUCUCCAGUUGCUUCAGAGCAAGGCUUAAGUUCUUCCUGAGAGGCCUUAACACUAGGAAUGUUUCCAAAACCUCAUAGCAAUCCUAUUAUUAGUUUCAGUUUUAAAUUUGUUUGGCUCAUUCAAAGUUUUAAAUUUUAGGCAACAAGCUUGCCUAGAUGAAAUAAAAAUUAUUGUGAAAGUUCGGCUUUAUUCUCGAACAAUUUUUCAAAUCUGUAGAGGAUCUUGAUAGAUAUAUAAAUUUGGAAACGAAGAUGUUAAUAAUAUUUAUGAAUUUAUCUAACUUUUCCCCUUGACCAGUUACUUCAAAAUGGAAUGGAGCUCUUACAGGAGAUUUUAAAGGACUGCUCUAUCAACUGGGGCAGAUUUACUGAGUCUGUCCAUCAGUAGAGCAAACUCUCCCACGCCUCAAUAGGUUUGGAAGCUAUCAAGACUUACAGAGCUGCUCAUAUCCAAGUAAUCUGAAAUCUUCUUGAGAUACUAAUCCUUCUGUGCAGCAGGAACAAACAGACUCGCUUUCAAUUGAAAAAGCCAGAGAAAGCCAAAAAUUUGAAGAUAUCAAAAGCGACUCUCCCGAACGAGUGAGUCUUCCAGAAACUGGUGAGUCCCCUAAUGACUCGCAAAAAUCAGAGGUCAUCAAAAAGAGAAGGAGACGCUCUACAAAGCUUGAAAUCAAAUCAAAACUUGCAAGAGUCAGAGCCCAAAUUCUCAAGAGAGGGAUUUCUGCAUUCCAUCGUUCACCUAAAAAAGCGAGAGGAAAUUUAUCAUGAAAUAGUAACAGAAGAUCUAGAUACAUUGGAGUCUCUAAAAACAAUGCCCACUGGCAAGCUUUAAUCAACAUUAAAAGAACCAAAAAGUAUAUCGAUAUCUUCGCUUGAGAGCAGGAGGCUGCCAGGACCUAUGACUUGUACGCAAUUGCCCUCAAAGGAGUUAAAGCCGGCCUCAACUUCGACUACACAGCCGAGGAGAUGAUCGCAAUGAUCGACAAUUACCUCAAACACAAGAGGGUAGAGAUAUCUUCUUAAGAUAGUUUAUCAAUAAAUGCAAACUCAA